AUGUCGUGCAGUAGUGACGAUCAAUCCGACAAGGAGGUAAAGAUUCCCAACAAAUGAUCAAUGAAAUACUUAUCGAUUUGUGUUCAAGUGCCCACUCUGCAUGGAAACAUUAGAGCUUGACGACGUCAACUUCUUCCCUUGUAAAUGUGAAUACCAAGUGAGUUUUUGUGUGGUGGAAAGGUUGAAAAAUGGAAAAAUAAAGUUGAAAGAAAAUUAUUGAUUUUUACGGUGUUCACACGUGAUUCAAAGAAUGAAAUGGCAAAAUAUGGAAAAUAUUAAAAAGAUUUUUCGUGUUUUCAUUAAAACUUUUAAGCGUGAUUUUUUAAAACUUCCACUUUGAAAUAUUAAAUUUUCACGGUUUUUCGAAAUUAAUUACUAUUCGAAGUUAAUUAAUUAUUCGAAGUUUAAAGGCUAUUUUUUCGCAUGGGAAGGAAGAUCAGAAAUUUAAGUCUCUGUGAUAUUUAUUAAAGGUUUUUUUUCUGGAUAAACAGUACUUUUUAAAGUUUUGCUGUACAAGUUUAUCAUCACACGCUUCAGAAAAUUGACAGCCAUCUUGUGAUUUUUGAAAGUUGUCAUAAAACUUCAAUCAUUUUAGCUUCCCUUUCAGUAUUUUUGAUUUAAAAAUGAUUUUUCUGGGUUAUUUCUAGGCGCAGAAGUCUUGGAUCACCUGGAAAUUACUGAAAACGAUUUUUUGAUAAACUCUUCAAAGGAAAAAUCUCAGGAAUGAUUUUUGCAAGGACUAUCCUGGAAAACUUGCAGAUUUGCCGCUUUUGCUGGCAUCGUUUGCGUACCGAUGAAAAUGGGCUGUGCCCGGCAUGUAGACAACCUUAUCCGGAAGAUCCCGUCAAUUUCAAGGUUCCAGAAAACUUGAAAUUGCACAAAAAAAAAGAUAAUUUAAGCCUUUGUCAAGUGCGGACGUGCAACGGCACAAAGAUGAGAAGCGAAUGAAGCAACAGGCGGAAAAAAUACGAAUUUCUGAGAGUCGGCAGCAUCUUUCCAAUUAUCGCGUUCUGCAAAAAGUUCUUUUUCCCUUUAGGAAAAAGAAAAUAUUAUUUUUAAUCCCAGAAUUUGGUCUACGUUGUUGGAUUGUCGGCGAGGGUUACGGAUCAAGAGACGUUGAGAAAACUUGAAUUUUUCGGAAAAUAUGGCAAAAUUUUGAAGGUUUGUUCGGGGAUCUUUCAUUUCUUUCUAGUAGAGUGAUUGGAAUGGUUAUGGUUAAUAUAAAUCAUCUUUUUCUUUAUAAAAAAAUUUGAGUUUUUUUGAACGAAAAAAAUUAGCUAGGUUUUUUUGAUUUUCAAUAUCGCCUAUCUAUUGAAAAAAAGUUUUGGCUUUUAAUUUUUUUCUAGUUUUGAUAAUCAAUUUUUCAGCAUAAAUCUCAACUUUCUGUUACAGUUCAAUUUCAAUGUAUUAUUUUAUAGAGAAAAAAAUACAGAAUAAAAAAAGUAAAAAAAUUCAGUUUUCGUGAAAAAUAAUGAAACUUUCGAGACAUGAUCUAAAGAAAGGUACUAAUUAAAAAAACUUGGAAAUUUUUAAAAAAACUUCUCAAUUUUUUUAGGCUCUCUCUAUUGUCCCUCUAUUGAGAGUCACCUUCGUAACUUUAAUUUUCCGGAAAAAUCAUUAAAUUUUUCCAAAAGUCAUGUUUCGAAAUGAAGAAAGAUGGUGGGAAAUUGAAAAGUACUCGGGUUUCCUUAAUUUUCCAGAUAUAGAGACAUUUUUCCGCUCGAAUUUUGAACUAAACUUAGAAGUUUUCAAACCAAAAAAGAUGAAAUUUCAAUUAUUUGGCACUUCUCGUUAUAGCUUCAUUUAAAAGCUUCAAUCUUUUGCAAUUUUUAUUCGAAUUUUUUAAAAAGAAGCCAGUUUUGGAAAGAAGAAAGAUGCUGGGAAGUGUCCAAACUUUGUGGAAAACUUUUUUGAUAGUCGCUUUUUCUUGAUGUUAUUGAGUAAAGAAAAUGGUAUUUCAUGAAAAAAGGUCCCAAAAAGUUCAAAAUUGGCGGAAAGUUCUGGAAAAACCUGAAGCCUAGUUACCUUUUUUUAAUUUUGAUGUUUUUAGGUAGUGACCGGAACGGCGCCGAGUAUGCACCCGAACGCCCAGCCGAGUCAUUCCGCCUACGUAACUUAUAGCAAAGUUGAUGACGCAUUAAGAGCUAUUCAGGUGCUUUUGUCUCACCUUUUCUCAUAGGCAUCAAGUUGGAAGGGUCAAAAAAGGCUUCAUAAAGAUUUUCCUUUUAGGGUGAUAAAGGUUCCUUUUUUGCGCCAUUUCAUCGGCUGUUAUGCACCAUUUUUGCUGCCUCUCCCGUUUCCCACCUUUUCUCGAGCCUUUAAAAUCCUAGAAAAAUUGGAAGGCUCAAUAAAAGGACCCUUUUUGCUGCCGUUUUUGAGCCCUUUUAAGCCCUUUUAGUGGCCUUUCCAACUUAGCUUCUAUCAUGCGUAAAACCAUCAAUAAUCAACUUUUUUGCAGAAUGUGAAUAAUUCGUACUUGGAUGGGCGGCUUGUGAAGGCCUCUUUAGGCACCACAAAGUAUUGCUCAUCGUUUUUGCAGAGUAAAAAGUGUUUCAAACCGGUGAGUUUCCAAGAAAAAUUGAGUUUUUGUUGAGGGAAUUUCAAUUUAUCGGAUUUUUUGAACGGUUUCAACGAAAUUUCAGGGAAUCCACUUGUGGAAAAAAAAAUGAAUCCAAGGAUUUUUCGCAUAAUUUUCAAAACGGUUUACAAAAGGACGACUUUUCAUAAUUUGCGAAAUUAACGAAAAAAUGUUGUUAUUUUGGAUUUUGAAAGUUUUAAGUAGUUUUGCGCGACGUCUUAAGCAAGAUUAUUUACUUUUCUUCAUCAAGAUGUUUUAUUUGAGGUUUGAAGCGUACAUAAUAGGGGAAAAAGCGAAAAUUCAAGCAUUUCAUUGAUUUUUACCGUUAAUGACGCUACAGAUUUUUUUUUGUUGAUAAUCUCAAAAUGCAGUGAAGGAAAAGUCGAAAAUUCUCUUUUUUUAAUGAUAAAGUUGGAUAUAUAAAUUAUUUUUCGCGAAUUUUUCUAGAGAAACUUGGAUUUUUCGCUUCGUUUUGAGCUCGAGCUCUUAUUUUUCCUUAAUUUUAAUACUUUUUUUAUACUUCAGGAAUGUAUGUACCUUCACGAAAUUGCCGAACCCGAGAUCAGUUUCACAAAAGAGGAUAUGCACGCGGGUAAACAUACGGACUGCGAGAAGAGGUACCCGAAAAAAUUCGAUUUUCGAGAAAAUUCAUUUUUUACAGAUUAAUUGACGCAAUGUUGAGCCAAUGUCAAGCCAAAGCACUGUUGGCCGAGAAAACGAGGACAAGGUUUUUUUUUCGUUGUUUUUUUUUGGGAAAAAGAACAAGAAUAGCUAUGAAAAAUCGCUUCUGAAAGUUCAAUUUGACCGAAAAAAAUUUUUUUCAACUUUUUGAAAAAUUUGAGGGAUUUCAGGCUUGAAAGGAAGGUUCUUCAAUAAUAUUUUAACUUAGGAAAAAAAGUAAAUUUUUAAAAAUAUUGGUAACGAAAAAGGUAUUUUAGCACUUUGAACUCUUGGAUCUUCCGGUUGAUUUCGAUUAUUUUUCAUUUUUUUUUUCUUUUUUUUUCGAAAGUUGAUCGGAUUUCGAUUGUGGAACAGGAAAUUUCAGCCUUAGAAGCUUGGAAAUUAUUUUUUCUUGUUCAAAUAUAAAUAUUUCGAGGCGUUACACUUGUAGAUUCAACUGAAAAUUUGAGUUCAGAUGUGAAAAAAAAACGUGUUUUUCUCAGUUUUUUCAGGGACUUUCAAUCCUUAAAAAAAUUAUGAGUUUAAUGAAUUUCUCAAUAUCAGAAAAAGUUCCAGGGAAAUCUGUUUUCUAAUCAAUUUAUCAAUGAAUUUUAGCCUUUUUCACGAAAUUUAUGACCUACCCAUUUUCUUGCCUGAAAAAAUUACAAAACCCGCGGAACUCCCCAUAAAUCAAGAACAGCCGUCGGCGAGAAGCAACAAUAAUAGAAAGAGGGAUUUUGUUGCAGAGAAGCGAUACGACAGGCACAGGAGGCGGCGAAACAAGAAGUUUCCCACUGGGACAUGGCGAACGAUGGCGGCGACGAGUGCGACGAGUUGGGCGCGAACGAUGACGACGAGGACGACGACGACGACCAGAGGAGCAGCUCUGGCGACGGCGACGUCCAGGAAGAGUCGCCCGCGUCCGGCAGCUACAGCGACGCCAGUUCCAACGACGGGGUCAAUCAUUUGAAAUUGUUGAUUUGGUGGAUUUUGCAACGAUUAAAUUAUGACAAGGGAGAAAAAUGUCGCUCAUUUUUCUUUACAUUAACUUGUGCGAAGAGUUCGCGCUCCUGGAAAAGUCGGUCGCUUUUCAAAAUGGCCAUUUUUCGAUUUUUUUUUUAGUUCUAAAUUGCUCCAAAAUGCGAAGAAUUCUCGAUUUUACUUAACUUUCAAAUAUCGAAAAACCAAAUAUUGACAGCCCAGAGUAGGAUAUUUCUUGUUUUUUCAACUUAUUUUAAGUCAAACUUGACCUUUUUCAAAAAGAAUAUUUUGGUCUUUGAUAAUAGAUAAACGGAAAUAAGGAGUACUGUACGUGCAAGUCCGCAUUUGACGCGUGCACUUUGCGUGUUUGCACAUUGCGCGUGGUCUUUCCAGUUUGGCUCGAAAUUUUAUGGAAAUCGAUUACAACUUAAGGAAAAAGUUGGAUUGAACCAACUAUUCAGUACUCGUAUUGUGAAAAAAAAAUGGUAAACGCACGUCCAAUCUACAAACACGCAACGUGCACGUGUCAAAUGCGGACUUCCACAUACAGUACUCUUCGUAGAAAAAAAAAAUCGCUCCUGUCGAAGCACCGAAAAAAAAUCACCGCCAAAGGUUCAUAAUCGCAACCUGCAAAUGGACUGCAAAAAGUAAAAGGCAAUAAACACUUUUAAAAAAAGGACGAAAAAAUUUGAGUGUAGUGUAAAAAAAAAUUCUAGAUAAAUGACCUUAAAAGUUUGGCCGCCAAGCUCAAACAACUAUGGUUUUUAAUCUCAAGCUCUUUAAAUAUUAUAACCAUUGUCAUAGAAAAAUAAUAACUUGCAUGGAAAAUGAAAGCGUUCACACAUUUGGAAACGUUAUUUUAAUGUUAGCGAGUUGAGUUUCAAUUUUUUUUUUCGAAAAAUCGGUUCUCUCGGCUUCUCAUUCACGAAACGGGCGCUAAAUUCAAUCUUUAGAAGAGUUUUAAAAUAUAUUUUUGAAUUUUUUUAAAGUUUUUUUCUGGUCAAGUCAUCCUUGUUUAUUCUUUUUUUCAGUCUUCUGUGGAAGACCCGGCACCUUCAAACGUACGGCAACACGAAGCACACGCGAAACGAAUCAAAUCGGCGGUCAAAAGAAGGGACGAUUUAUCGAUUGCACAGGUUUCCAGUACCAUCAGCACUAUAUUUGUUUCAUGAUGGUCAAUUUUCAGAGUCAUUCACCCCCUACGGAUCCAGAAGCAAACGACAACGAGGUCGAGGACGCCUUGGAGGAUGAUCUUUUAUCUUCGUGAGUUUAUGAGGGAAAAUAUUGAGAAAGAAAUUGGUAGAAAAUAACAUGGGAAGGUUUUGCAACGAAAAAAGUCACAGUAUGAAGAAUUUUUGGUUUUAAUAUUCGAAAAAAAAAACACGAAGCUUAACAGUUACAAUGUUUGGAAGCUCCACGAGGAAAUUCUCAGAUCUAGAAGUAAUUUUACGAAAAUUUAUGCCGGAGAUGAUGAAAUUUGCAAGGAAGUGUUAAUAUCAAAUCAUUUAUUUUGUUGUUUUAGUCUGACUAGGCGGUGAACAAGAACUUUUAAAGCUAUAGCGAACAACCGCCUUUGGCGAGCUAGAAGUCCAAACGUGUAGUCGAAAGAGUUGAAAGCAUGGUCUCACGGUCCUUCGCCUCGUUCUUCUGCGCGUAGUCCAUCCAGUUGCGCCUUGACGAGCUCAGAAUGUAGUGGAUGUUGAGCUGGAGCCCGGAGACCGUGCUCUAGGUGGAAGCCUCAGAAUGAGAGCGACCACUUCGAGUGAAGAUUUUACACGGAAUAGAUUUUACACGGAAUAUUAGAAAGCUGACAUCAAAAAAUGUAGCUCAGAAAAAAAAUAUCAGCUUCCUGUUGAGUUUUAGUUUCGAUACAAUUUUUCUAAAAAUUCUGUAAAAAACUUUGUCAUUUUUUCGCUUUUGAAUCACUCCUAAAAAACCCAAGUCGUUAGCUUUCGAGAAAUCUCAAAAAAUCGGUGAAAUCUCAAGUAAAUGGUCUUAAAACGAUCAGCGGGAUAGUGGGCUGGGACACAAGGUUUUAGAUAAUUUUAUGCUAUUUCCGAAAAAAAAAAAUGUAACGGUUAGUUAGGCGCAACCCGGAAGAAAUUCUGUAAACGUUUCCCAUAAUUAGCGAAACAGUGCGUAAAUAGGAGGGUUUCAGAUUUUUCUGUUUAAUUUCUGGUCUUCAACUAAUGAAGAUAAGAACAGCGCAAGAUAAAAAUAAUGACUUUUUUGUUUCAGAUGCCUAGCAGAAAAGUUGCACUCAACGAAACUGCUCUGCGACGAGGAAGAGUCGACAUUUGGCAUCCCGGCGCCGGCGGAAUUCGUCGAGGCGCCGGCGCCACUCGUCAACUGGCAGACGCUCCUUGGCCUGACGCCGCAGCCGACGCCGACGUUCCCCUCGAUGCCGACCUCCUUGUUCGGCAACCUCGUCGAGCCCAAGCAGAACAGCAUGACGUCGACGGCGACGACGACUUUGGGCUCCUCUUCUAGCUCCAACAACGUCACGACGACACGAAGGCUGGCCCCGAGCCCGCCUCCCAGGUAUCCCCAACCUCCUCUAGCAUAUUUCACAGAGAGCUCAGGUCUCACUCGGUACGCCUCCGACGACGACGACCUCGGCUUUGAUCCGUUCAAGGAGUCGGCGAUCGGCCUGGCGGCGCUUCUGAAGGAGGAGGAAGAGCGGCUCCAGGCGCAGCAGUUGCAGCAACAGCAGCAGCAACAACAGCAACAACUGCAACAACAGCAACAGCAACAGCAGCAUCACAACCACCUUUCACAGUGAGGAUUUUUGAAGCUUUGAAAAUCAGUUAGGACCUCGAGAUUUUCCGAAAAAUGAGCUUUAUAAUGAAGGAUUUUCAGUUGAAGUUACACAGUGAGGAUUUCAAAGGAAAUGCUCUGAAAAUGGGCAUGAAGCUUUAAUAUUUUUCGAGAAAAGAACUUGGAAAAGUAGCCAUCUUUAGGUAAAAUGGAGGAUUUUUCAUAGUGAGAUUUUUUAAGGAAAAGCUUUAGAAACCAGCUAGGAACACUGCGAUCUUCCGAAAAAUGAGCCAUUUUUAAAAGUUAUAAGAAGUACGAUUUUUAAUAGAGAAGCCCUGAAAAAAAUCAGCUAGAAACCUGAGAUUUUUCUGGAAAUUGACUUUUUUUCUCUAAGUUAAAAUGAAGGGUUUACCGUUGAAAAGUUGAUAUUUUGAAACUAAAGUCUCUAACAAGGAUAUUUGAGCUUACUCAAGGGGUUUCUGUAGAAAAAAAUUUUUUUUUCAAGAUUAAAUCAUUCUUAGGAAGAAUGACGGAUUUUUUUGGGUGAAAUAUUUAACUAUCUUUAAAAGAGAGAUUCAAAAAAAGAACUCUGGACAUAGCCUAGGAUCGUUAUUAUUUUUUGACUGAGAGCUGGGAAAAUUUCUCUCAGCUCAUUAUUUUUAGUUGAAAAUUUGAAACAUCGUUCACAGGGAAAAUACGCUUCAAAAGUUGGCGGAAAUCUCUAAAAUAUUGAUCAAGCCAUUCUCAGUUUUAAUGGGAAGCUCUGAUAAGUAGCUAGAAUUUGAAAGUUUUAAUGACAGCUUUCAAUUAUUAGCCGAAAAGUUUAAGUUUUCGUCCAUAUAACUUUGAAAAGUACCUCAAAGAUUCUUGCUUGUUCCAGAUUGUCGAUGCUCCAUCAACACCAACAACAGCAAAAACAACAGCAGCAGCAACAUCACGCUCAACAACUGAGCAUGAUGCAGCAGAUGCAAGCGGCCGCCGCUGCUUACACUCAGCCACAGUCUUUGAGAAGUCUCUGGACGUCUCGGAACGCUUUCGGCUCCAGUGUUCAGCAACAACCCCAGCCUCAGCCUCAACAACAUCAGCUCCACAAUUCUCAUAUGCAACAGCAGCAGAAUCAUCACCUCCAGCAGCAGCAGCACCCACUCCAUCAGUCCUACGAUCCGUUCUCCUCGUCCUCCUCCAAUAACUAUCACUUCAAUGCGCCUCACGGACUCCACCACGGACUUCACCAUCAACAGCAGCCCCAACAACAUCAUCAAGUUCAGCAGCACCACCGGGAACCGAUGCCGGGCAUCUUCCAGGAGCUCGCCGCUCAGUACGCCGCCCAGAUGUCCGGACCGUUUGCAGCGCCGCCUGGCCUCACUCCGCCCGUCUCCCGGCCACCUCAGCCUCAGCAGCCCCAACAGCAGCCACCACAACAGCAGCCGAACAAGACGAUGACCGAGUGGCAGGAAGGCUUCAAGGCCCUCCUACCCAACGUCAACGUUCGCUUCAUGGACGACUCGUCGAUGACGCGCUGGUCGCACGAGAGCAGUCUGCGAUCGGCCGUCCCUCCCCCGCCCGGCUUCUCAUCCGUCUUGAACCGGUAG
Molecule: messenger RNA, 8568 nt
Organism: Caenorhabditis auriculariae
Lineage: Eukaryota; Metazoa; Nematoda; Chromadorea; Rhabditida; Rhabditidae
Source: the annotation of a GenBank genome assembly